Salvia hispanica is the source of this 1342-nucleotide messenger RNA. RefSeq lists its product as uncharacterized. Lineage: Eukaryota; Viridiplantae; Streptophyta; Magnoliopsida; Lamiales; Lamiaceae. The record is from RefSeq and is a predicted model, not a curated record. Gene Ontology annotation, cellular component: chloroplast.
AGAGUGGAACGGAAGGAAGGAGAGAGAAAGAAAAUGGUGGCGAUAUCACUGUACAAAGGCAACCUCCACAAAGCCACCGACGUCCCUCGCCGAUGGCCGAGCCCCGCCCCUAAAAUUUCUCUCAAACAUUUCAAAAUCCUCCUCCGCCGUCGCGCCAGAGCCCUUUCUCGCCUCAGCACCGAUGUCGCAACGACUUCAAACCCUAAUCCUUCUCCCGCCCCCAAUUCCUGUGGAAAUCUUAAUCCGAGCUCCACGCGUGAUGCAACCACUGAAAUCAAUCAUGUCGAUAAUUCUGAGUUGAUGGUAAAGGGGCAAUUGAAGAAGGGAGAAGGGGAUAAGAAGGAUACCGGGGAGGAUAGAAAGGAGGUGGAUGAGGAUAGCGUUUUGGCGGUGAAGGAGAAGGAGGAUGCGGAGGCUGUCAAGAACGACGGUGGAUCAGAGACUCCGGUGAAUAAGGCGAUCGAGAAAAUCAACGAUGAAAAUGCUACAAGUGGUGCCGAUAAAAGAAUCAAUGAGGUUAAGGAGAAGUUGGUAGUUUUAAAUGAGAAAAAGCACGGUUUAGUACAAGUACUCAAACAGAUUCUGACCGCAGAAGAGCACUUAAAGAGACAGAAUUGUGCUCAGGGAAUGCCAAGUCGCCCUCCUCUUCCACUACAAGUGGAUACCACAACUGAUUCGGGUUCAAUGAUUAGAGUAAAUACCCCUAGAAUAGGAAAAGACGGAAAUCCUUGUGGUGAUAUGGAGGGAGGAGAAGCCGACGAUGUUUCAAACCAUAAUCUACAUUCUCGUCAUUUAGUCCGUACAAGCAGUUGUUCACCAUCUUCUGACUCCCAACAGAAGAAGCCAUUCUCAAAUGCGGUACCCCACUCCUAUAGGACUACACUAGCAGUCGCAGGUAGUCCUUCGCGGUUCGCACCUGCUGCACAAGGACCCCCAUCAGUUUCUAUUUCAGGAGCGAGUUAUAUAGCUUCAUCCCCUUCUCCUGCAGCAUCUGGCGGCACUUCAGUUUUUCGAGAUGGCAGGCUCCCUAGUCCAUGGAACUAAAAGCAUAGCAGCUCGCCUAUUGCAUUGCACAUCACUUCAAAGUCGGCCGGUAUUACCUAAAAGCUCUUAACACACAGUUAAAUAGAGAGCAGAAAACACCCUUAAGAAGCAUAAUCUGUCCUUGCAUGAUUUGCCUCUACAAUUAAGACUGUUGGAAUUAGCUGAACUUGUGAAAUCAAACCAAUCUUGGAAAAUUUUCCUGUGACUCGAUCAUUUAUAUGUUGUACUGUACAUAACCUGAGUUGGCAUCACAUGUAUAACCUCCCUGUAACUUAAAUAUAACCAUAUGUUUAUGUCA